This is a messenger RNA of Haliaeetus leucocephalus (bald eagle), 1656 nucleotides long. It is a transcript of the gene EME1, whose product is annotated as essential meiotic structure-specific endonuclease 1. The record is from RefSeq and is a predicted model, not a curated record. Lineage: Eukaryota; Metazoa; Chordata; Aves; Accipitriformes; Accipitridae. Bases 1 to 1656 code for a protein of 551 amino acids. The transcript has 9 exons. Gene Ontology annotation, cellular component: nucleus; Holliday junction resolvase complex. Gene Ontology annotation, biological process: replication fork processing; double-strand break repair; resolution of meiotic recombination intermediates. Gene Ontology annotation, molecular function: nuclease activity; DNA binding.
AUGGCUGGGUCUGAGGAGAGCGAUAAGGAGGAGCUGCCUCCUUUAGCCUUCCUGUUGCAGCACUCGCCGUCGGCGCGGCCCCCCGGCAAGUUGGGUCACCGGCUGUCCUCAUCUUCUGCUCCCAAGCCAGAUAGGGAGGCAGGGGCGGUUGUGGUGCUGAGCAGUGGGAGCGAAGAUGAGGAGGAGGAGGUGGAGGAGGUCGUCCCUCUGUCUGAGAGGAUGAAGAGGAGGAUGAAAGCAAAGAGGGAGGCGGUUUCUAAGCCCCCUCAGCCGGGCGGUGGGGAUGCUGGCCUUCGUGCUAGGGGUGACCUGUUGGCACCUGGCAGCAGAGGGCCGAAGGAAGCCCUGGUGUCGACUGGAGAUGUGUCUUGUGGCAGCCAAAAUGGCACGCGUGGUGCUGAGUGGCCCUCCUUGUGCCCGCUGCCAGCCUCUCAGUCUGACUCUGCAGACCACCCUCGUAGGCCCCUGGUAAGCGGAGCAAGCCCAGAAACAUCCGCCUCUCCCAAGAAGCCAAAAUACAGUCAGAAGGAGAAGGAGGUAAUCUGCCAGGCUGUGUGGCAGAGGAGGAAGGAGCGAGAAGCACGGAGGAGGCAGCAGGAGCAGGAAAAAGAGAGGAAGAGAGCCCUUGCCAAGAUGCUGAAAGCUCAGCGACCCGGGGAGUGCCAGAAAUACAUAACAGUGGUGCUAGAUCCAGUUCUCUUACAGGUAGAAGGUGGUGGACAGAUCCUUAGUGCUUUGCAGGCUGCAAAUUACUCCUGUGUGGUUGAGAAUCAGGCUGUUCCCUGCAGCAUCACCUGGAGGAGAAAGACUGUGUCAUCUCAGAUGGAAGAAGGAGAUGAAUGGGCAGAAGAACCAAAUGUCCUGGUUCUGCUUCGCUUGGAGGAGUUUUUGUCCAUGGUUCACAACUACAAACAAGAAGCGCAGGGCCGUACAGAAGGAGAAAAGGAGACCCUACAGACCUAUGUAGCUCACGUAAUGGAGAAAAUCCCUGGGAAAAUUCUGGCACUGGCAGCAGUUGGAGUAGAAAAUUACUUCAGGUCUCUCAGAGUUCAGCCAAAAAAGAGACUGCGACAGGCAGCAGUGAGUAGAAAACAAGAAGAGGAACAGAGAAAAUGGAGAAAAAAGCAAGUUAAGGAUUCAGGCCUGGAGAUAACUAGAAUGGACAUGGAAGAAGCCUUGGUGGAUCUGCAGCUGUGCAAACAAGUCCAAGUCAGCUUUUUUGAGAGCUGGGAGGACCUCGGAGAAUUUGCCACUAUGUUCACAAAAGCUGUAGCUGAAGCACCAUUCAAGCGAGAGCGAGAGAAGACAGGGUUCUCCUUCUACUUAGAGAAGGGGUGGUGCAGAGGGGUGAAGGUGGAUCCUUCCGGGAAGGGUCUCUUGGAAGUUUGGAAGAGGCAGAUACAACAAUUUAACCGUGUUAGCCUCAAGAUGGCUGAGGCUAUUGUGUCUGCCUACCCUUCUCCUCAGCUUCUGAACCAGGCCUAUAACAGAUGCUCCUCAGAGCAGGAGCAGGAAAACAUGCUGGCUAAUAUCCCCGUGUGCCACGGUGAUGGUGCAACAGCCACCUCCCGGCGGAUCGGACCAGAACUCUCCCGACGAAUCUAUCUGCAGAUGACUUCCCACAAUCCUGAUCUCUAUUUGGAUUCCACUCGGUAG